Molecule: messenger RNA, 1262 nt
Organism: Ziziphus jujuba (common jujube)
Lineage: Eukaryota; Viridiplantae; Streptophyta; Magnoliopsida; Rosales; Rhamnaceae
Exons: 6
Coding region: 24-1262 (412 amino acids)
Source: RefSeq, a predicted model, not a curated record
CAUUCGGAAAGAAGUUGCCGGACAUGGCAUUCCCUCGAAUUCUUAAUUGGCAUUUUUCACAAGUGCCAAGAUUUGAGAAGGCCACUGAACUCUUCGAUCAUCGUGAUUAUCCCGUUCAUGGCUUAAUGAAUGUGACUGAAGUUGAGCAUGCAUAUAUCGGCAACUUGGCAUUGGAUGUACAUCAUGACAGUACUCCAUACAAUGUUGCACCUGCUGUUCGAGACAAGCCACCACAGGCAAGUCAUGAUGAAAAAGAUGAAGGUAUUCCACUUACAAGAAGUGGAAUAAGUAAGAAACGGAAAGAGGCGUCUGUGGAAAUUAUGGGAAAAGGAGGGAGGCGGCGAAUGGGACAUAAGCCGACAGACCAGCCUUCUUCAUCGACUGCAGGAGUUGCUGCUCAUGUUCAUGUUGAACCAACGACUCCAUCCCAACCUCCAACGACUCCAUCCCAUGAUGAGGUACCUUUGAGAGAGAGAUUAACAAUCCUUGAAGGCGAAGUGGCUAGUGUACGGCAAGACGUUAAGGAUUUACGAAUCGCCAUGCUUAGAGAGUUUGCAAGUUUGGACACCAAGCUUGAUAAGUUAAUGAAGCACCAAGGAGUGGGAGUUAGUGCUGACGGGUUGGGAGAUGGGAUGGACGGUCAAGGGGAUGAAAAUAAAGGAGAGUAUGGUCCCGAUGCGACCCCCGUUGAUAGACAGUCACAGCCAUAUGUUGACGACGAUGCAGGACCAAGUGUUACGAUUAUUGAGAAAGUGUCUCCAUCAAAGUUUCCUGCCGGGAGACGUGCUGCUAAGCAAAACAUAGAUAUUGGGAGGAGGGAUAGGAAGGCGGCAGCAGCUAUUACAACUCCUUAUAGUGUCGGAGGCUUGCGGAAAAAACUACAGCGCACUUUACUUGGUGCAUCUUCUACUUUGAAGUUCGACCCAUACAAACCAGUACCUACACGACUUGUAAAAAAUUUUGACAAAUUUAUGAUGUCUGGUUGGGCAUCAAAGGUUGAUAUGGACAUUUUGACUGUGGGUAAAGACUUUUUCCAGUUGCUUAUAAACAGUGAGAAGUGGCUGAAUCACGAUCAUAUGGAAGUCCUGCCUUACCUAUUUCGUGUACGUGCCAAUCAAUUUCCUGAUAUUUUUGAUCCUAGUUUUGAGGUGCUAGAUGGAGGAUUUUGGGUAUACAUUGAGCAAUGUCAUGGAAAGUUCAUCGACAAUCCAUCUAAAUUCCAAUUCUCAUACGCAAUGCAAGAAUAUGGCACGUGGACUUAA